GGACGCGUGGGACCGGCCCGUGCGCCUCGACAGCUCGAAGACGACGGCGAGCGAGCACUUUUGGAACCGAGGCGGCACGCCGGGGUCGGCGCCGUCGACGUCGAGUACGGUGGCGGCGGCGCGCGUCGGCUUCCGGGUGUGGACGCCGAGCUGGCGAGACGAGCCCACGACGCGGUGCGAGACCUCCGCCGGUGGCGCGUCCCCCCGCGAUAGCGGCGCCGCGUCGUCGUCGUCGGGCGAGGAGGACGGUGAGGAAGAGUGGGCUGCGGCGACGCCGCGCGCAGCCGCGCGCCGGGGCGUGGACGAAGACUUUGAUCGGCGCUACUACGACGACGGCCUUGAGGCUGGUGGUGGUACUGCGGGUGACGGUGAGGCGCCUUUCGUCGGGAAUGAGGCGGUCUGGGAGGCGCGAGAGGCGGCAAUGGCGCGGCAGAGGGCCAAGGGCGAACGCCACGCGGGCAGCGCGCCCGCGGCGGCAGCCGGUGGCGCGGCCACGCCCGCUGGGCAAGGCAAGGUCGCGGGCCUAUCAGCGCGGCGGUCGCAGCUCCACGCGGAUCAGGCCGCGUGGGAAGAGAAUCGGCUGCUCACGUCGGGCGUCGCGAGCGAGCGCGAGGUCGAGCUCGACUUCGACGACGAGGCCGAGGCGCGCUGCACGCUCCUCGUGCACCAGCUGCGCCCGCCAUUCCUCGACGGUCGCGUCGCCUUUACGACGCAGCAAGACAUGGUGCCGACGGUCCGAGACGCGACGUCGGAUAUGGCCACGAACGCGAGGAACGGCUCAGCGCGCCCCGCCGCGCUCCUCCGGUCCAUGCGACAGACGCGCGAGCGGAGCAAGAUGCGACACCGCUUCUGGGAGCUCGGCGGGAGCCGCAUGGGCGAUGCGCUCAAGGGCGGCGAUCAGGGACGCGGCGUCAGCAUGGCGGCGGCCCCCGGGGAGCUUUCACGCGAUGCGCGCGAGCGCCGCGCGGCGCGCGCCGACGCGGAGUACGACCACCGUGCGUACGGCUCGUUCCGGGGUGCCCGAGCGGGAGGGGCGGAGCCUGGGCAGCGGCCUGGCGCAUCUGAGUUCACGUCCUCGAGGUCGAUCUUGGAGCAGCGGCGGAGCCUUCCCGUACGCGGCGUCCGGGAUGCGCUGCUCACGGUCGUCCGUGACAACCAGGUCGUGAUCAUCGUCGGCGAGACGGGGUCUGGGAAGACGACGCAGCUGACGCAGUACCUUCGCGAGGACGGGCUUGGCGCAGGCGGGCGCAUUGGCUGCACGCAGCCGCGGCGCGUCGCGGCAAUGAGCGUCGCGGCACGCGUAGCGGCGGAGGUUGGCUGCGACGUCGGCGAGGAGGUCGGCUACGCAAUUCGUUUCGAGGACGUGACGAGCGAGCGGACGGUGAUCAAAUACAUGACGGACGGCGUCCUCCUCCGCGAGUCGCUCCGCGAGCCCGACCUCGACGGCUACGCUGUCGUCGUCAUGGACGAGGCACACGAGCGUAGCCUCCACACGGACGUUCUCUUCGGUAUCCUGCGCGACGUGCUCCGGCGGCGCCGGGACCUGAAGCUCGUUGUCACGUCCGCGACGCUCGACGCGGACGCGUUCGCGGCGUUCUUCGGUGGCGCCGCUCCUGUCUUCGCCAUCCCAGGCCGAACCUUCCCCGUGGAGAAGUACUUCGCCAAGUCCCCCUGCGAGGACUACGUCGAUGGCGCCGUCAAGCAGGCCCUCGCCAUCCACCUAAGCUACCCGCCGGGCGACAUUCUCGUCUUCAUGACGGGCCAGGAGGACGUCGAGUCGACGUGCGGCGCGCUCGCGGAGCGCUGCGCGGCGCUCGGCGACGGUGUGCCGCCCCUUCUCCUCCUCCCUAUGUACAGCCAGCUCCCCGCAGACCUCCAGGCCCGCAUUUUCGACGCGGCCGCCGGGGGCGUCCGCAAGUGUGUCGUGUCGACAAAUGUCGCCGAGACGUCGCUAACCGUCGACGGUGUCAAGUACGUCGUCGACGCGGGUUACUGCAAACUCAAGGUCUACAACCCCCGCGUCGGUAUGGACGCCCUCCAGGUCGCGCCCGUGAGCCGCGCGAACGCAGCGCAGCGCGCCGGCCGCGCAGGCCGCACGGGCCCCGGCUUCUGCUACCGCCUCUACACCGAGCGCCAAUUCCGUGACGAACUCCUCGCGACCCAGGUCCCAGAGAUCCAGCGCACGAACCUCGGCAAUGUCGUCCUCCUCCUCAAGUCGCUCGGCGUCGACGACCUCCUCGACUUCGCGUUCAUGGACCCACCACCGCAGGAGAACAUCUUAAACUCCAUGUACCAGCUCUGGGUCCUUGGCGCCCUCGACAAUGGUGGCGGGCUCAGCGACCUCGGCGCACGUAUGGUCGAGUUUCCCCUCGACCCGCCCCUUGCCAAGAUGCUUCUCUUCGCAGCCGGGCUCGCGUGUGGCGCCGAGGUCCUCGCGAUUGUCGCAUGCCUCAGCGUCCCAAAUGUCUUCUUCCGGCCCAAGGACCGCGAGGAGGAGAGCGAUGCCGCACGUGAGAAGUUCUUCGUCCCCGAGAGCGACCAUCUCACGCUCCUCAACGUCUACGCUGCGUGGCGCGCCGCCGGCUACGACGCGCGCUGGUGCGACCGGCACUUCGUCGUGCACAAGGCCCUUGCCAAGGCGCGCGAGGUCGCCGCCCAGCUCCUCGACCUCAUGGAGGCCCAGCGCGUGCCCCACGAGUCCUGCGGCCCCGACAGCUGGGACGUCGUCCGCAAGGCCAUCUGCUCCGCGUAUUUCUUCAAUGCUGCGCGCCUCAAGGGUGUCGGGGAGUACGUUAACAUGCUGUCCGCCAUUCCUUGCAACCUGCACCCCUCCUCGUCGCUCUUCGGCCUCGGCUACACGCCCGAUCAUGUCAUCUACCACGAGCUCGUCAUGACCUCGAGGGAGUACAUGAAAUGCACAACGGCUGUCGACGGUGAGUGGCUCGCCGAGCUCGGGCCCAUGUUUUUCUCCAUCAAGCAAUCAUAUAAGGACCGCGUCGCCAAGCGAAAGAGGGAGAGGACUGAGACCGACCUCAUGGACGCCGAGUUCAAGGACCGGCAAAGACUCGCGGCGCUGGAAGACAAAGUCGCACAGCGGGGCAGAGCCCUGCGGGCUCGAACCCCACUGCCAGGUACGCGUAUCUGCGGCUUUCCAGGCGGGGGGGGGCUAGCCGAGUCUCGGCCUUCCUAACUCGAAAGCGCCACCGCCGAUCUUGAGAUACUAACACGUCGUUGAACUAAGCCUUUAACGCUUACUUUUGCUCGCGCUGUUCUCGAUCACAACCUCGGGCUGCAAUGGUUCUCUCGUCUUCUCAGGCCCGCAGCUCCGCGAAAAUGCAGCGAAGCGCAACGAUCAUAGUGGCUUUGUGGACCGCAUGGGCGCGGAGCAUCCGCCGGCGAAACCUAACGAACGCCGGGCGAUUGCGUGGCGCCUCAAACAGGAGGUUUAGGGGCUAGGAUGGCGCGCGUUCAGCCCCCCCGACGGCUUCUGGCUGUAUUUUGAGCAUAUGCAGCACCGGGAAUCGUUCGUUGUCACCCCAGCAUCGUCUCGUUACAAGGAGGAGUUAUAGGCUUGCAAAAUGGCUUUCAUGCCCUUUAUGUCGCUACUUGUGUGUGGAUUGCUGCCCUGCCCCAGCCCCGCGAACCCGUGCACCGGCGCGGGGAUGGAACAGUGUCCGAAUUGCUCCCCGGGGAAUUCCCGGGACCCGGCGAUUUUUCGUGCGUGAAGUUUUAAUAUGUGAGGCCCGCUGAUAAUAAUGGUAAAACAUGGUGAA
Messenger RNA from Aureococcus anophagefferens, 3773 nucleotides. RefSeq lists its product as hypothetical. Lineage: Eukaryota; Pelagophyceae; Pelagomonadales; Pelagomonadaceae. Bases 422 to 3190 code for a protein of 922 amino acids. Gene Ontology annotation, molecular function: ATP binding; RNA binding. Gene Ontology annotation, cellular component: spliceosomal complex; intracellular anatomical structure. The transcript is spliced from 2 exons. The record is from RefSeq and is a predicted model, not a curated record. Gene Ontology annotation, biological process: mRNA splicing, via spliceosome.